UUCUAGAAAUGCUAAAUUAAUUUUCCUGUGUGUGCUGGGUUGUCUGAGAGAAAGCAUUCAAUAGUAUAGACCCAGAUAUAGCAGCAUCAACUAUACACAUUUAGUAGACCCAGUCUCAGUCGAAACUAUUGAUAAGAUGUCGGAACACAAGUACCACUUGAAGAAGGAUGCCACUUUCUAUGCGGAAAGGGAAUCGCACCAAGAUCUAUUGACUCGCACCUACGGAUUCUUGAAGGCGUCUCGAAUGGACACGCCCAUCCCGCAGAAGCGUGCAUCCAUGGAUGCGCACACCCUUAUGGAGCGAUUGCACACCAUUAACGACCAGCUCAUCCAGGACCAAGAAGACACCGAUUCGGACAAUUGGUCGACUUUAAUGUCCUCGGGGGAGUCGGAGUGCGUCGGAAAGUCGGAUUUUGAACUCAAACGCAAGCUCUUCGAUGCAGCCGAAUUUACCAUAACUCGGGGCACCAAGCUAAGUGAGAUAUUUUGCCCCAAAGAGUCUGGCCUGCAACUGCCACUUGCUGCAAAGGAACAUGCGACUUUGGCCUCGUUUGAGGAAAUGAAGACCUUCUGUCGCCGAAUGAACAUCCAUUUGGACAGAUGAGUCGAUGCGAGGAUUGCGGAAAAUUUGUAUAUAUAUAUUUUACUUUGCUUACAAAUAAAAUCUUUCAUACUCGUAUUUCUUACCUUUAUUUUGACCAUCACCUUGUCCCUGUGCA
Messenger RNA from Drosophila erecta, 719 nucleotides. RefSeq lists its product as uncharacterized. The transcript has a single exon. The record is from RefSeq and is a predicted model, not a curated record. The coding region runs from base 137 to 604 and encodes 155 amino acids. Lineage: Eukaryota; Metazoa; Arthropoda; Insecta; Diptera; Drosophilidae.